AUGGAUGUUGAAGAAGACUUGCUGAUAGUUGACGAGGUCGGCGUCUCUAGUCAACAAGCAGGGCGCGAACAAACUUCCGCCCGGCCCGUGUUUUCAGACCCUGAGAGGGUCUAUUGUAGAGUGGCGGAUCCCGGCCAGGAAAGACUCCGCCGAAGCGAAGGCUCGGGUGGAUAUUCGUAUGCGGACGCGGUUCGGGACCGCGUGUUAUCCUUUAGAAAUUCUAAAUUCAAAUCAUUUGUCUUUUCAUUGAUCCAUUUAUUUGUCUACCUGGCUCAAUUUCUUUGUGGUCCUAUGAACAAUCUAGAUAAAUCUAAUGGUAAAAACUCAGCUUCCGUCAAUUACUAG
This is a messenger RNA of Helobdella robusta, 345 nucleotides long. RefSeq lists its product as hypothetical. The transcript is spliced from 2 exons. Lineage: Eukaryota; Metazoa; Annelida; Clitellata; Rhynchobdellida; Glossiphoniidae. Bases 1 to 345 code for a protein of 114 amino acids. The record is from RefSeq and is a predicted model, not a curated record.